This is a messenger RNA of Osmia bicornis bicornis, 6544 nucleotides long. RefSeq names its product Y+L amino acid transporter 2 (gene mnd). The transcript has 8 exons. Gene Ontology annotation, biological process: amino acid transmembrane transport. Lineage: Eukaryota; Metazoa; Arthropoda; Insecta; Hymenoptera; Megachilidae. Gene Ontology annotation, cellular component: membrane. The record is from RefSeq and is a predicted model, not a curated record. Bases 616 to 2082 code for a protein of 488 amino acids. Gene Ontology annotation, molecular function: L-amino acid transmembrane transporter activity.
AGUCCUUUCUAAAAAAAGAAGAAAUAUUGACGGUGUUAUCGUUCGCAAACAUUAUGCUUGAAAUCCGUUGUUCACAUUUCAAUCAACUUCUUACCGUUUGAAACAUAUUUCGAUAACGAUUGUCAGUAUCUAAGGUAAAUGUGACACAGUGAUAAUGAACAUAAAAAGUGUAAGAGAGAGGGAAAGAAAGAGAGAGUAAGGAAUCUUUAUACGUAGGUGAUGCAAAUUUCCGCGCUACUACAAGAAUAAACGUCAGUUGAUUGCGAAUUCAAUCAAACGGGAGCAAAGUGUACUGUCGUGUACAUACCUACCGUGUAACAGCCUACGCAGCCGGGGUAAAGCGUGGAAAUUAUGAUCGCCGCUAGGCAGCGCCAUUUUCGCUAUUGCAGACGGAACUGCAGUCGCGCACGUGUAUCCGCUGAGUGAACGACGCCACGCGGUCAAAGCCGGUGUUGCUCCAGUUGCGCGUUUCUUAUUCCCUCUUCUUCGUUUUCACACGUGCAUUGAGCCGUGCCGUGGCUCGACAUGCUCCUACUGCUCAGUGCUUUUUCGGCUGUUAACGAGGAAGUAUCUCACCGUUAGUAAGUGCUCAUUCGAUACGCUGCCCGGGGAACAAUGCCCGACAAAGUUGCGCCGUCCGAGAGGCAGGUUCUAAGAACCGCCAACUCCGACGACGACACGGAAGCUGUGAAAUUGAAAAAAGAACUGGGACUGUUGGACGGUGUUGCGAUCAUCGUCGGUAUUAUCGUCGGUGCCGGGAUUUUUGUCUCGCCAAAAGGCGUUUUAAGAAACAGCGGCAGCGUUGGACAGGCUUUGAUCGUUUGGAUCUUUUCUGGUGUCUUAUCUCUGAUCGGCGCGCUUUGCUAUGCGGAACUAGGUACUAUGAUCCCCAAGUCUGGGGGAGAUUAUGCAUACAUUAGCGAUGCUUUUGGACCCCUACCAGCGUUCCUGUACCUUUGGGUCGCAUUGUUCAUCCUAGUCCCGACAGGAAAUGCGAUUACAGCUCUAACGUUCGCACAGUACAUUCUGCAACCAGUUUGGCCGGAUUGCGUGCCACCUUAUGCCGCAGUUAGACUACUUGCAGCUGUUAUUACAUGUUUGCUGACUGCUAUCAAUUGCUACAAUGUAAAAUGGGCGACUAGGGUGCAGGACAUCUUCACUGGAACAAAAAUUUUUGCAUUAUUGAUCAUCAUGGCCGCUGGUCUCUGGUGGCUCUGCAUGGGCCACACGGAGAAUUUCCGGCAUCCCAUGGACGGGACCAAUACACAGCCCGGUUACAUUGCCUUGGCUGUUUACUCAGGGCUAUUUUCUUAUUCCGGAUGGAACUACCUGAACUUCGUCACCGAAGAACUGAAAGAUCCAUACAAGAAUCUUCCAAAGGCAAUUUGUAUAUCAUUGCCAUUGGUGACUGUAAUUUACGUUUUGGCGAACGUUGCGUACUUCGUGGUGCUUACACAAGAUGAAAUACUUGCAUCGGAUGCUGUCGCCGUUACGUUCGGCGAUAAGUUACUGGGCGUUAUGUCUUGGAUAAUGCCAUUUUUCGUCGCCUGUUCAACCUUCGGGGCGUUGAACGGUGCAAUAUUCGCAUCGUCACGAUUGUUUUUCGUUGGAGCACGCAACGGUCAUUUGCCCGCUGCUAUCGCCCUCAUCAAUGUCCGAAACUUGACGCCGAUGCCAUCUCUCAUCUUUCUUUGCAUUAUCACCCUGGCACUUCUGAUCAUAGAGGAUGUCUACGAGCUAAUCAAUUAUGUCAGCUUCGUUGAAGCUUUAUUCACUACACUCUCCGUAUCUGGGCUCCUCUGGCUUCGUUAUAAAAGCCCGGAUCGUGAACGACCAAUAAGGGUCUCAAUUGUGUUACCAAUUAUAUUUUUCGUAAUCUGUGCUUUCCUGGUUACAUUUCCUUGCUAUGUGUCACCGUGGGCAGUUGGAGUAGGAGUGAUAAUCAUUUUAUCUGGCAUUCCCGUGUACUGGAUCUUUAUUUAUUGGAGAAAGAAGCCCAAAUGGCUUAUAAUGUCGUCUCAUAAUCUCAACAUGGCAUGUGCGAAAUUGUUUAUGUGUGUUCAAGAGGUGAAAAGCGAUUGAUCGUUAAAUGCCUUUUUAAUGUUAUAUAUAUUUAAUAUUAGUAGUGCCUUGUAAGUUGACUGAAAUUUCGCCUUACAAGUUCACACACACAUACACGCACAGAUAAUUUGGGACUUGAAAUUUGGUACUGGCUGCAUGGAAUGACGUAUUUAAAAUGAACAAACGUAUGAUAUCGCGGUACCCAGGUGCCGCCAUUACUCGGUGUUGGUUUUAAGCGUUGUUUCCGUAAAGAUAUAAGAAUAAAAUGUGUGAAAGAGCUAAAAGAGCAAUAUCGCAAUAAAAAGAAAACGGUGCCAUACGGGCCCCUUAUCUGAUCGCGCAUGCGCAUUAACGCAAUAAGUGUAGCGUAUGUUAUGAUACGCAUUGUGUAGGUCACACUAAUAUAUUGUCAUAUUUAGUAUAUAUUUGUAUACAAUUCAGUUUUAAAUUUUGUAAUUUAUCUUAUAUUGAGAAAACGCAACUCCCGGGAAUUGUAAAGCUUUUAUAUUUCCCACAGUAAAGAUUUUCGAAAGAUCGCGCGCGAUACUACCAACGAACGAGUGCGCAUGUGCAAUUAGACAAGGAUAUAAAAUACAAGGAGCCUUUAUGUAAUAUUUUCUUUCUAUUCCAUUUUACACACUAUUAUACAUAUCUUUAUGGAAGAAGCAUACUAUAUGGCAUGCUCACAAAUAUGGUCUCAAUCAAUUAUCAAAACAAUGGUGUAAUUUCAAAUGAAGUAGGCACAACAUUCCCAGUAAACAUGUGCUGUUUUAUAUUGAAUGCAUAUACAUAUACAGUCGCUACCACGAUACAGUGAGGUUAUAAAAUCCUUCAAAAACUCUUUAAGAGCGCUGCAAAAGUCUUACAACACUUUAGAAGAGCUAAUGAGAUAAAAUUUUAUUUAGAACUUUAUGAAGAAAUGCCUUGACUGCUGCUUCUUAAGGGUUUAAAUUAUAACCUUGCCAUGCCCUGAUGACGAUUAUUCAUAACGAAUAAAUCAUGCGUGAUAUUCAUUGAAUAGGUCAAUUAACGGAUUCAUCAGUUACAUGAAAUAACGAAUUAAGGUCGAUUUAUAUCAUCCGUUCAGACACGGGCCGUUUCCGAUCAGUUAGGUUCCGACAAAUAUUGUUCUGUGUUAUCGAAUACGAGUGUUUAUAUAUACCGUGAUGGAUCGGUUCAGACGCGUUCCGUUUCAGACAUAAGACGACCGACAUUCUCGAAAAGAAUAAUUUGACUGAAGCGAUACGUGACUGAAACGAUCGAAAUGCGACCGAACGGACGCUGUCGUAUGAUAUGCAUUUGGUUCAGACAAAAUCUGACGAUAGAACAGACGUGGUGUGAGCAAUAUAUUAUAAUAAUGCAGAACGAAAAGUUAAUAGAGUUAGUGAGGCAUUAUACCUUUUUGUAUAAUCAAAAAGAUAAAAAUUAUAGUGACAAUUAUAAAAAGGAUGUCCAUUAAUUGUCUGAAUAACGUCCAAUAUUCUCCACUAAUCUUUCUUAUUUUUAACAUUUUAUGGGUGCCAAAACGUCGCUUUCUUUUCUUAUUUUCUUCCUCUUCAUCUAAUAGUAAGGUUAUGCAGCACAAAUCUUUUAAAGAUAAAUGCGAAAACAAAAACGAUGUAGUAUUUAUAUCAUCAGUUCAUGUCCGACAACGACAGGCAGCGAACGUUAAUCGCCAUCGUUCGAAAAUGUUUUCGCAUUUAUCUUUAAAAGAUUUGUGCUGCAAAGCCUUACUAUUAGAUGAAGAGGAAGAAAAUAAGAAAAGAAAGCGACGUUUUGGCACCCAUAAAAUGUUAAAAAUAAGAAAGAUUAGUGGAGAAUAUUGGACGUUAUUCAGACAAUUAAUGGACAUCCUUUUUAUAAUUGUCACUAUAAUUUUUAUCUUCUUGAUUAUACAAAAAGGUAUAAUGCCUCACUAACUCUACUAACUUUUCGUUCUGCAUUAUUAUAAUAUAUUGUUCACACCACGUCUGUUCUAUCGUCAGAUUUUGUCUGAACCAAAUGCAUAUCAUACGACAGCGUCCGUUCAGUCACAUUUCGAUUGUUUCAGUCACAUAUCGCUUCAGUCAAAUUAUUCUUUUCGAGAAUGUCGGUCGUCUUAUGUCUGAAACGGAACGCGUCUGAAUCGAGCCAUCACGGUAUAUAUAAACACUCGUAUUCGAUAACACAGAACAAUAUUUGUCGGAACCUAACUGAUCGUAAACGGCCCGUGUCUGAAUGGAUAAUACAAAUCGACCUUUAUACAUAUAUAUUAUAAUAAAUGUGUUAAUUUGGUAAAUGUAUUCACAAGCAAUGAAAAAGGUUUUAUUAAAACAUAUGUCGCAGCGAAUAUAUGCAGUCUUUAAACGAAUACAUUUACUAAUUAUAAAAAUAAUAAGCAGUUUAUAAUUUUUGCUAAAAUCUUACAUAAACGUUAGCUGUAGGAUAUAAUUCAGGAAAUAGAAUAGUAAAUAAUCAUUAUCACUAUCAUAUUAUGGCGCCAUUUUUUGAAUCCACUGAAGGGCGGGAAAAUAUUUAUAUUUACAAUACAUACACAUAUUGACUUUGAAGUGCAUGUAUUUACUAAAUCUUACGCUUUUACAGUGACAUAUACAUCGAUUUACAAGACAUAAUAUGCAUCUAUUUUAAUGGAUUUAUAUCAUGUUCAGUUUUAUUUUAAAAAAUCUUAAUGAACAUCCGUUGUAGUAUAGGAAAAGCAAUUGUGUAAUCAAUAUUAUUUAAUUUUUUUAAAUUUAUAGUUACAGUCCAGUGGAUAGUUAAAUGAGAUUGAUGCGUAUUGAAUACUUUUGUAUAUAUUCAUAAUUUUAAUAUUAAAAAAGAAAACUAGUUCAAGCCAUUACUUAAGAGUUUGCUUCAACUUAGUUUUAGUUAAUUUUAUUAAUAUUUAUAUUAUUUAGUUAUACCAAUGUAACACCGAAGAAUAAUUUGCACUCUUAAUCGGAAUUGUUUAUCGUAUUUUAUAGAUAAAUUGUAAAUGUUGGACCAUAAAACUGCGAGAAGUAUUCAUCUUGCAAACUAAAAAAGUAAAAUUGAUUGACAAUAUAUCAGACCAAUACCAACGCACAACUUGUUUAAAUCAUGAUCAUGUUUUAUUUCAGAAAUUUUGUGUACACAAUUCUUCAAGUAACUUUUGUUGUUUUAUAAGUACUUGUAAGUACUACAUUCAAUACAUGCGCAUAAUAUUGUAAUAUACAUACUAUAACCAUAUGUAUUUAAACUAUUUUUAAUUGUAUAUACAAUACAAGAACUUAUAAAUUAUUUAUCAUGAUUCAUAUUAAUAGGUAAACGCAUUAGCAUUGUUGAUAAAUCAAUAAUAGUAAUGUUUCUGUCAUAUUGUUUUUUAUUAGUUAUAUUUAUAAGAAAAAAAAUGGUCUAAUGAUAUAUUACAAGUGUAUUCAUAUUAAUACAAAAUCUUUUUUGAUACUGUACAAUAUCGUACAAUUUAUCUGAUCAAAUUAUGCAUUUAAAAAUAAAAAUAUCUUAAGAAAUACUGGGUAUCUUAUAGAAAACAAGAAUGUUAUCAAAUAUUUAUAGUUUUAUAGUUAUCUGUACAUGAUCAUAAUUUUCUAGCCUUUUUUAAAUAAAUUUUUCAAAUAAGUACUUUCCAAGAAAUUGCAAUUGAAAAUGUGUUCAAGAAAAUAACGACUGAUAACGUGCCUUAUACCUAUGUUGUGCGAAUAAAAAGAGUUUUCUAAGAAAAUUUUUCAUGAAAACUCACAUUCUGGGAUUAUUAAACGAAUAAGUAUUUUUUAUCAAAUUUGGUACUGUUAGACAGCUCGUUAUUAAUAGUGUCAUAUUCUGGGUAUGAAUAUGUUUGUUCGUUUUGAACAAAAAAAUCCAUAUUUUUAAUAUUAUGUUUAAAUGGUUUUUUCUUCAAUAGUCAGGGAAAAUUCAAUGAUUUUAUAUUAAUAUAGAAACAGUUUGAUAUGUUCGUGGUGUAAUUAUGAUUACGUAUUAUUGUCACUACAUUGUCAGUACGAACUAUUACUGAUAGAUUAUACUAAUACUUUUUUUAUAUCGUAAGUAAUGUUUAGAAUUUGUAAGAUACUGAUCUGCAAAGUUAUAACUUAGUGCAUUUCAUUUAUGAAACUAAAGUUAUAAAAUAAACACGAAGGACAUAGUAUAUUAGUGAGAAAAACAUAAACAAUGAAUAUUACAAUUAUAGGUAUAAUAAACAAUAUAUUAAUACAACAAAUGCUUUUAUUUAAUUGCUAAAAUUUUGUUCUAAAUGAAAUAAAUUACAAAUGAGAUUCUUACUGGGUAUAUCUUAAUGCUUCGAUACAUUUACUUUCAAUAAAUAUGUAUGAAAUAUUGAAUAAAUAUUGCAAUAUACAUGUAAGUAUUUUGAAUAAUUUACAAUAAGUACAGAAUGUAAUACAUAUUGGUAUCAGUAUAUUAAGAUAAUUGUAAUUUUCAAAACAUUAGAAAUUACACUACGUUGUACUAUGCAAAAAAUUGAAAAUAAAACUAAUAAUUAUUCUUA